This is a messenger RNA of Acanthochromis polyacanthus (spiny chromis), 2290 nucleotides long. It is a transcript of the gene ldha, whose product is annotated as lactate dehydrogenase A4. The record is from RefSeq and is a predicted model, not a curated record. Bases 145 to 1143 code for a protein of 332 amino acids. The transcript has 8 exons. Gene Ontology annotation, molecular function: L-lactate dehydrogenase (NAD+) activity. Gene Ontology annotation, cellular component: cytoplasm. Lineage: Eukaryota; Metazoa; Chordata; Actinopteri; Pomacentridae. Gene Ontology annotation, biological process: carboxylic acid metabolic process.
UGCACGCACGUAGAGCCAGAGAGGAGGCUGUCCUUAAAUACAGGGAGACACCCACACGGCAGCAGCACUUCUGCGGAAGAACAGCCCCGAGGAGCGCACACAUUCCAGCUCGUGGUUCUCAUCUUUUUAACUGAAUCCUUCAAGAUGUCCACCAAGGAUAAGCUCAUCAGCCAUGUGAUGAAGGAGGAGCCUGUUGGCAGCAGGAGCAAGGUGACGGUGGUCGGUGUGGGCAUGGUGGGCAUGGCCUCCGCCGUCAGCGUACUGCUCAAGGACUUGUGCGAUGAGCUGGCUCUGGUUGAUGUGAUGGAGGACAAGUUGAAGGGUGAGGCCAUGGACCUGCAGCACGGUUCCCUCUUCCUCAAGACACACAAGAUUGUGGCCGACAAAGACUACAGUGUGACAGCCAACUCCAAGGUGGUGGUGGUGACUGCUGGUGCCCGCCAGCAGGAGGGCGAGAGCCGUCUGAAUCUGGUGCAGCGCAACGUCAACAUCUUCAAGUUCAUCAUCCCCAACAUCGUCAAGUACAGCCCCAACUGCAUUCUGCUGGUGGUGUCUAACCCAGUUGACAUCCUGACCUAUGUGGCCUGGAAGCUGAGUGGUUUCCCCCGUCACCGCGUAAUCGGCUCCGGCACUAACUUGGAUUCUGCCCGUUUCCGCCACAUCAUGGGAGAGAAGCUGCACCUCCACCCUUCCAGCUGCCAUGGAUGGAUCAUUGGAGAGCAUGGAGACUCCAGUGUGCCCGUGUGGAGCGGUGUGAAUGUUGCUGGAGUUUCUCUUCAGGGCCUCAACCCACAGAUGGGGGCUGAAGGCGACAGUGAGAACUGGAAGGAGGUCCACAAGCAGGUUGUAGAUGGAGCCUAUGAGGUUAUCAAGCUGAAGGGCUACACUUCCUGGGCCAUCGGCAUGUCUGUGGCUGACUUGGUGGAAAGCAUCAUGAAGAACCUCCAUAAAGUGCACCCAGUGUCCACACUCGUCCAGGGCAUGCAUGGAGUGAAGGAUGAGGUCUUCCUGAGCAUCCCUUGCGUCCUCGGCAACAGCGGCCUGACAGAUGUCAUUCACGUUACCCUGAAGCCCGACGAGGAGAAGCAGCUGGUGAAGAGCGCUGAGACCCUGUGGGGCGUCCAGAAGGAGCUCACCCUGUGAAGAUCGGUCCUCUGAAUCCACCAGACCUCCCUGCAAUUACACCAAACGCUGUGUGGUGGACUCCCUCGAUCUGUACCUCCCGUGUCUCCUGCUCACGGCAAUGAGCGAACAAGACCUCUGAAUAUCGUUAAAAGGCCAAGUUGCUUGUAGCUAAAUCCAUCAGAGCUUGAUCAUACUUUCAGAUAUUCACACAUUGGUGUUGUUUUCCGUUGCCACCUCCCUCCUGCCAUUGUCCCUUCUGACUGAAUUCUCUGAAUCUCGUAACUGUAGCCUUUGAUGUCAGCCUGUAUUGGAGGAAGGGUGUAUCUGUUCGUUGUCCUCUCUAUACAAGAAGCGUAAGGCCUUUACGUAUUGAGCGUGUAUACUCUGUACUGUAUGUUACUCAUGUGUCACUGUGUUGUUGCUUCCUCUGUACACUCCUUGGUCAUAGUUUAUAUUUAUUGAGUGUUUGUAACCAGCAGUUUUGUUUUUAUCUCCACUUGGUAAACUCUGUUUAUUUUAUAUUUGGAGUAUAAUAGAGACAUUCCAUUCUCUAUGAGGAGGGCUUCCUAUCCACUGACAGCCAUAACAACUCUCCUGCAUAAUAUCACAGUCCUGUGAUACCAAAGUACCUUAUCAUUUGAGUAGUGCAAUGACACAUCUACUGCCUGGCGUUAAAGCCUUUUUAAACAAACCUAACCACAAGUGCACUGACAGAAAAACUAAAAAGAGUGAUUUAUAAUUACUAUAAUAAGUAGCAAAGCUUACAGAAAAGAGUAAUAAAGGGGUUACCAGCUAAAUCUAUCCAUAAUAUAACUCAAAAAGAGUAAUAACAGAACACCAGUGGGGGAAGAGUCAGCCCAGAUCAUGAUUCAGGGUCCGGUUAUGCAGAAUGUUACAGUCCCGAAGAUGUGGUUUGUGUGUGCAACCUACAUGCCCUCAACAGGAUUAGUAUUCAUUUUACUCCACCUGACACUGAAACAAUGAGACAUGCGAAGAAAAUCUAUUCUGUUAUUUAUAAAUGUUAAGAUCUAUUUAUGUACUAGUAUUACAACAUAAGACAGGAUAGGAUUUAUCACUUUACUGAGGAACCGUGCCCAUCAUGGCAGCUGGAUAUUGAUUUUUAUUUGCCGUAACAUCAAAUAAACCUGUCAGGAUAAAGAUACAA